Molecule: messenger RNA, 902 nt
Organism: Gossypium raimondii (Peruvian cotton)
Lineage: Eukaryota; Viridiplantae; Streptophyta; Magnoliopsida; Malvales; Malvaceae
Exons: 1
Coding region: 156-620 (154 amino acids)
Source: RefSeq, a predicted model, not a curated record
UUCCCUCCUCCUAUUUUAUUUUUCUUUUUAAUUAUUACUUAUGAAACAUUCUGAUGUAUAUAGCAAAGGCUUAAAUAACCCAAAGUCAGUACCACUGAAAACUUUCUUUUGAAUUUCCGUUUUGUUUUUUGUGGUUUGGUAAUUACAGAUUAUUAAUGGGUAUCCGAAGAAGAAGAAGUAAAGCUGUUGACGUGUCUUCUUUCUUGCUCUUCGAGGCCACCGGCGAUUCGGAAUCCGGUUGUAGUUCCGAUCCAGCCAUGGUUGAUAUCAGUCACGAUGAUGAUGGUGAUGAUGAUGAUGAUGGUGAUGCAGAGUCAUGUAGCUGUGAUACUGCACCUGAUGUUGUUCAUGGUGUUAGAGAGAUUGGUGGUAGCUUAAAAAACAAAUUUGCAAAUGUUGUUGAAGGUGUCGAUGAUGAAGAUGACGACGACGACGACGAUGGGGUGGUGGAGCAAAAGGAGGUUCAAUUGUAUAAAAAAGGUUGCAGGGAUGAUGAACGUAUUGAAGGAGUUGGUGUGGGGAAAGAAAAGAAAUCCUCUUCAUCAGCUGAAAACUCAAGCGAAACCAUGAAUGAGAUGGAAAAGAACAGGCUUUUUUGGGAAACUUGUUUGGCUUCCUAGAAAAUCUGGGUUUUCUUCCUGUUUUUUCGUUCUUAUUUUUUGUUCUUGCUAGCUAAACAAGCUUUCAUCAGUCGUCUUUUUCUUUUGGUUACAUAUCACCGUAUUUUUUAGUUCUUUUUUAAAAAUUGAAAUGAAUGGUAAUUGUAAAUAUAAGGAAAAGAAAAUCAAAUGAAUCAAUAGAUGUUUAUUUCUUUUAUAAAUUUAUUUUUGCAGUUAAUAAUGUUUGCUGCAAAUCUGCAAUGGAGAGCUGGAGCAGCCAGGCAAUGAAUAUUUCUGGCAUUU